AGAGAGAGAGAGAGAGAGGCGUGAACAUGGCCGCGGUGGUGUGCGGUGGAGGAGGAUGCGGGAGCGCGUGCUGGCAGGUGCUCCUGUUCGGCUCCACCGCGCUCGUGAUCCUGGCGGAGAGAGCAGCGCUGAUCUGCUGCUUUGCCUUCUACCUGUGGAAGGAGCAGUUGUUGUGGGCGGGGCUGACCUUUGCCCUGUUGUUGCCGGGGGCGAUCGUGCAGGUGCUGAGCUUUAUGUGGUACCGGGCGGAUGGAGAGCAGCGAACAUGUCACCUGCUCAUCAUACACACACUCCACCUGGGCAUCUUCAAAAGGUUGUGGGACUGCAGCGUGUGUGUGUGGCGUGCCCAGUCUCAGGCUCAGCAGGUGAUGCAGCAGGUGGACGCGGCGGCGUUGCGUUUGCUCGACGUUCUGCUCCUCACCCUCCCUCAGGCGCUCACACACACGUACGUUCUCACGGCAACCGAGUUCAGCCUCGCGUCACCAGUUGCACUGUGUAGCGGUGUGUGUGUGCUGUCCCUAUCCUGGGCGUUGGUGUUGUACAGUCGGGCGUGUUGUCUGGCGCGACCCGGUCACCUGCUCAUGCCCCCCGCUGCCCUGCUGUGCCAGCUGCUGUGGAGGGCGGGGCUACUGAGCGCUCGCUUCGCCAGCCUUGCCCUCUUCGCCCGCUCCUUCGGAUGCUGGGUCAUCGGCGUCGUGGGUUGCCAUUGGCUGAUUGCAGCGUUCUGGUUGGUCUCUCAGCAGACUGAUAUCUGCGUAGGCCAGUGGGCUUGGCGUGGGUUCAACCUCGUGCUGGGGGGCGUGCACGUCUUCCUGUUCCUGAACGUGAAGGACGGCCCGUCUCGGUACCGAAUGGCCGGCUUUUACACGGUCAUGCUGUUGGAGAAUGCCACGCUCGUCCUGGCUGCCUCCGACAUCCUCACUGAGGCAUCAUGGGAAAGCCUGACUGUCCCCACUGCUGUCCUGUGUAGUUUCCUGCUGGGUUUGACGUUUCUGCUGCUCUACUAUCGUUUCCUGCACCCGAAGUCCACAGAGAUCUCUCACACUCUGCAUCACGGAGCUCAGGCGGGCAGCGCGUGUCUUGAUCAGGGUGACUCAUCUUUCUCCCUGACUGACAAGAGCCUCGCUCUUCCCUCUCUCCGUCCUCCGCUCUCCUCAUCCCAUCCCUCCUUCUCGCUGCUGGAGCACCCGGGGAGCUGCGGGGCGAAGGCGGGCGCCGAGUGCCGCCACCACCACUGGCUCCUCCUGCGUCUGGCGCUGAAAACCGGAGACCCGAACAAAAUCGAGCGGGCGUUCGGCGCCGGAGGAGCGACGGGUAUCGUGAGCGAAGAGCAGGAGGACGACUCGGGAGAGAAAGGAGGAGGAGGAGGAGAGGGGUUGGACAUCAAGGACGAAGACGACACGCUGGCGCCGCUGUCCGACUGCAAGGACGAGUUUGAGAGCGUGAGCGAGGCGAGGGAAGACGUAGAGGAAGAGGAGGCGGAUGUGGACGUGGGUGAGGAAAUGGACAGCGUGGACUCGGAGUGGAAGCGCAGCUCUCCUGAGGGGAAGUCCGUGUUCGGAGACAGCCCCGAGCCCGAUUACUGCCCCACCGAGUCCAGCUCCACGCUGUACUUCAGCGCCGAUCCACAAUCCCCAAGCAGCGCCAGCGACCCCCGUCUGGACCGGAUGGAAGUUUCCGGAUCCCACCUGACAGGCCCACGCCGGCACCUCGUCCUCUCCGCACGAGGCCUGGAGGACGACACGGGAUUCUGACCAGGUUCAAACGUGGACUGAACUGAAUUUGUUUAAACGAAUUACGAGCAAACGCAAACCUUACAGCAAGCGUAGUCAAUUAGCCAAGACUUGGUACGAUUUGCUACGAGGUUAAUGUAGCUAAUAUCGGUCUCGCCCAAAAUCUUUCGUGUAAAUAUCCGCCUCAAACCCACGCCAAACGGGUGGAUUAGGACGCAAUGGGACUUUGUGUCAUCUACAAACGUAAACCAAACUUCACUGUGUAGCUGAAGCGUAAGGGCGGUCAUAUUGGAAGACCGGAAUCUUCUUUUUAACUCAGUGCACCGCACAUCAUGCCCCCUAAGCUCCGCCUCCCGAGUUUUGAAGGUCACGUGUGAUGAUAAACCUUAUGUCAGUUGAAGCUAUAAAACGUUGCACUGGUGCUGCUGGAAAAGAUUUUGGUGAGACUUCGAUUGCUUGUUAGCUACAUUAGCUUUGUAGCUUCAUUGCAGAACUAGCGAUACAUGUCUUAGUUGAUUGAUUAGGAUAUAUUCAUUUAUAAUUGGGGAACUUUUUUGGUGGAACGUUUCCUAAAAUUUACUGACACGAGUGAGCGUGUAAUGUGACGUCAUAUUUAUAGCAUCAUAAACGGUCUAUUGCUGUAUGGCUGUGAUGUUGGAAAUCUGUGUGUGUGUGUGUGUAUGUGUGUGUGCGGGAAUCAAAGCACAAACCACAGGCCCUUUUCGGUUCUGCUUGACUGAAUCUGAAACGAUAAGAUGCACUUUCCAAACCGUUUUUUUUUUUCUUCCAGAUUAAAAGACGCCUCUGCUUUCUAGCAGGUUCUGUGUUCACACUGGCAGCGAUUUUUAUUUAUUUAUUUUUUUUGCCUCGUAUUGCUCAAGUCGCUCUAGGUUCGUCACUAGAGGGCGUUUCUGUCUUGAGCUUGAGCCGGUUGCCAUGGUUACCCAGGCUAGCAUGAUUAUGGCCACGUGAAAAAAAAAAAAAAAAAAUACCACAAAUCAGAUGUCUUCCCUUGUCAGAGAAUUGAUUUUCCUUCACUCUGUCAGUAGUCAGCACCAAUCAAAUCACAUCGCUUCUCAUUUGCAUGAAAUGAAACUCCGCCCACCUCCGUUCGCCACCGAUCUCUCAGCCUCCUGCUGCUGUAAAUCACCAGCUUUCUUUGAAAAUAAAUGACUCCGGGCUGAUUUGACGCUUCUGUGUCUCUGACGUUAUGAACGAAAGUUGUACAGCGAAGUGACGUAUAGUCUUACGUAUAAUUUUAUCGUUAGCCUAAUUAUAUCGGCAGUUAGCCUGAUUUGUUAGCGGUUUUAUAAUCAGCAAUACAUUAGUCAGGGCCGACGCUUUGCUGUUCAAACCUCGUUAUAACUAAAAGGCAAGAAACAAAAGCCAAUACUCCUUUAUAAACACAAUAUUAAUAUUUAUAUAUUAAAUUCAAUUAAAUAUUAUGUAACAUACUCACAUUUCAGUGUUAGUUAAGCAGCCUGAAAUAUUCGAAUAUCAAACAGGUAUCUGCAUAAUCGCUGAAAUAUUCUGGGUCCAGUUACGUCAAACCAGUUCCAUAAUAGUACGUAGCUGUUUUUCGUCAAGUGCAAACACGCAAAAGCGGACAACCCGUGCUACUUUGAAAAACGCAAUCUGCCGUAGACGCUGUUAGUAAACAAAUGUAAAGCUUGCACCUUUUUUGCAUGUGUUAUCAAGUUUACACUUUUUUUUUUACACACACAAUGUAAAUAGCGUAGUGAAAAUACUCCAGUUGUAGAUCAUCCAGCUGAAAUUGUACAUCCGGAAACAAAACUAAAAGCCUUUCUGACGCACCGUCUAGUACAACGAAGCCAAGCACAGAGCUAUUUCAGAUUCAGUCUCAGCCUGCGGCGUCUCUGAUGCUGUUUUUAUCCCUGUUUAAAAAAAAAAAAAAAAAAAAAAAAAAUGCAUCUUGAAAUAGCUGCUCUGGAUUAGCGCUCCCCUAGAGCCACUCAAAUGGGACGUGUAUUUGAUUCUUUAUUUCAGGUGUAACUGGAUAUCUUCUGCUCUGAACUGAAUUUUGUAGCUUGCGCACACUGAGAUCCAGAGGUGUAAAGAAUUAUAUCUAGCUUUAAUAUCAAGCUGUAAUUGCAACAGUCCUGAAAGGCUUCUAGCAGUGACUUUUCCGUAAAAACACAUCAGCUCAGCUGUAAAUUUUCCUGGGUUUUCAGGAGUCAGAUCACUGUGUGGAAAAAACUGCAUUAUUCUUUUCUUUUCUUUACUCUAAAUGUCAAAAGUUGGAGUAAUUCUAGUCAAAAAAAGGCCUCAUGAACAGAAAUUAAUGUUAUGUUGUCACAAUGGGGGAGAAAUGAAUUUUAGAAAUUUAAAAAUAUAUUAGAAUAUUUCGUAUUUAAUUUACAAGAUUUCCUUGUUCUGAAGGGUGAUAUUCUCUACAUGCAUCCUGCUUAAAGCCAUGUGAACUAGACAGUGUACUCCUUUGACCUUUGACCUUUAGCGCGUCUCUGCGCAGGUCUGUUUUUACUCUGUGAUCCAUAAAAACUCUGUGAUUUAAUACAGAUUUGACGAAGGUCAGCCAUUAUUACAGGGCUAUAGUUACUGCUUGCUGUAAACGGGUAUUUGUGUAUUUACAGGUACAGUCGACUAGAAGCAGUGGAUUUCGCUCAGGUUUUGAAUGUAAAUAUCACUUCUAUCAGACAAAUAUCAUAACUUGCAAAAAAAAAAACAAAACAAAAAAAACCUGACAAGGCCGUUGAUGAGCUUUAUGUAACUCCUUGUUGUCUUUUGACAGCAGUUUAUUUUUGGGAAUGCUGUUCAAAUCACUCAAUUUAAACCUUUUUCAGAGUGGAUUGUAUAAGUUAUGGCGUCAUUCAGGGAACUCUCAUUGGACCGUUAAAAUUCAGUAAGUAAUCAGGGAACACUGGACCAUGUAAGUUAGUGAAUUCUUUCGGUAACUCUGAAUGGAUCUUACAUAUUACACAGUUAUUCAGGGAUCUCUGAUUUGCCUGUAAAUGUUAAACAUUUGCUAGCUGUUGGAGUAAGUUCCUAUUAGCUGUGCACACUGUUUGGGAUUUUUCACCCAUUCUUCCUGGCAGAUUUGCUCCAGGGUCUUCAGGUUGGUUGGAUGUUGUUUGUUGACUGCAAUUUUCAAAACAGUGCCACAGGUUCCCAAUGGGAUUCAGAUCUGGACAUUGACGUGGCCACUGUAGAACAUGGGUUAUUUUAUUUUUAACCGCUCCUGUGUGGCUUUGACCUUGAGUUUGGGACCGUUGUGUGACAUUUGAGCUGAAAGGUGACAUUUCUCCCAAGCUCUAGUUUCUUUAAAGGUUCUCUUGUAAUAUCCCCCUGUACUUUCCAGUCACUGUGAAUUUUGACAAGAAGCAUCUCCAGAGCACGAUGCUGCCACCACCAUGUUUCAUUAUAGGGAUAGUGUUAAUGGAGGUAUGGUUUGUGCCAGACAUAGCGCUUUGAAACUUCUCCUGAACAAAUAUCUCAAUCUUGGUCUCAUCACACCAAAAAAAAAAUAAAAUUGUAUCUUCACUGAGUCCCUCAGCUUUCAUAUGGCUCUUCUUGAGCAGCGGUUUCUUUCUAGCCAUGCCUCCCAUACAGUCCUUAAUUACACAGAGCUCUUGAAAUGGUUGUCUGAUGCACCUUCACUCCACUCUCAGCCACAGUACUGAGGCUCUGGACUCCUUCAGAAUCACUGUUGGCCUCGCUGUGGCUUCCCUCCCCAGUCUCUGUCUGGUUUUUGCGCUGAGUUUUGAGGGAAGGUCUUAUCUAGGUAGUGUUUACAUGGUGUGAUGCAGCUUCCACGUCCUCGCUAUUGAUCCAACAGUGCUUAAAGGGAUGUCCAACCUCUUGGCUAUAAUUUUACACAUUAUUACUGAGUUAUAAAAUUCUAUUACCUUAUCUUUAACUUCGAACUAUCAGACUGACCGUCUCUUCAAUAACAGUUCACCUGAGGUGGAUUAUUAUUAUUUUUUUCAGGAAAAGGGAGCUGAAGGCCAAUUAUAAGUCGAUGUGUCCAUGUUAAGACAAUAAGACAAAAAAAUCACACUGCUCUUUAUUGUCCAGUUUUCAGUCUUCUUUCUUCCUUGCUCAUCCCCUCCUCAGGACAAGCAUAAGAAAGAGACAUGACCAGAUGAGUUGUGGUGAUGAGCAUGCUUCUCUAAUAAAUUGUGAACGUAUAAACUGAAUAUGAUUUUUCUUGAUUAUUUAUUUUUUGAGUCUUAUUAGAUUGAUUAUUAACUAACAAGUAACAUUAUGAUAAUAUUUCUCCGUUGUGUUCAUUUGUCUGACAGAGCCCGAGUCAGAAGUCAGUAAUAAGUGCAAGAAUUCCAGCCAAAUCUAAAGUUAGAUCUGAUUUCCUGCAGAAUCUUGCAAACAAACUUUGUUCAAGCAAAACUGCUGAAAUGAAGCACUAAUUACCCCAGUACAAUUAAAAUAAAAUCCAACCACUGCUCGGUAAAUAUCCACUAGCUCGCUAGCUAUUAAUUAAUUAAUUAUGUAGGCAGUUAUGGGUAGAUGUGAAAAGUAAAGAGCAAAAAAUGUUGAGAUACAUAUUAUCCUUUUUUGGUCUUAAAGCAUAAACAGCUAAUGCAUAUCUCAUUUAUGGUUACAGUUGUUUUUUUUUUAGCCUAAAAGAAGGAAAAUCUGAAAGUAUGAAGGAAAGUGUCUAAAGCUGGUACCAGGGCUGUUCCCAAGAUACAGUUCAUAUUAUACAUUAUUAUAUAAAUUAUGGAAAUUUUUUAUUCCAAGUGGCUGGGUUCCACAAUCCUAUAUUACUGCUACACACAUGAUCAUCUCCUGGAAAAUCCUGAACCUAUAACAUAGAAAGUAAUUCACCUGUGGCAGGCCCUAAAGCUCUGAGAGGCUCGUGACGUGCAGGUCUAACAUGGAGAGGUGAAGAUGCUUCUCUAAUAAGCUACUCUCUGACCAACAACACCGACACUCACAUCAGAAAGAAGCUUUUCUUGCUGUUGGACAAAUAGAGGGAUAAAUAUAUCUAGAAAUAAAUAGAAAGGGGUAAAUAUAGGGAUUGCGAUUAAAAUGAUCCCGCUAACCUCCUUACAACUGCCGCGAUUUUUUUCUGCCACUGGACAAAUGGGAAAGAAGGAGAUAAAUGAAUACAAUUUUGUUAAAAAAAAAAUGUGACAAUUCUUGACAGUCCUCACUGACAACCGCUCUUCCAUUCUUUAAUGGAUAGAUCACAUUUCCCCUGAGACACGAGGGCAGAUUUAAGGCAUCUUUUACAUUUCUAGAGAUAUAUUCACUUUCUGAAACAGACCGGAGAGUUGUCUGUCAGCUCCUUCAUGUCUGUCCAAGAAAAAUGGUCAUGCCCAAUAAUGAAUUUUGACUUCACUGUAAGAGAACAUGAGACUGCAAUAAAAAUACUGACAGGAAGAAUAUGUGAUAUUUAUCAUUUGAAUACUGAACACUGGGGCUGAAUACUUUUGCAAGGUGCUGUAUGUUAUGAUCCGAAUUGAUGUGUUGGUAAAGAUUGUGUUAUAUCCUGUGGGAAAAGAGAUUUUACUUUUUUUCUUCGGUUUAAAGACACGUCAGGAAGUGCUCGCUGUUUGUUAUUGUCUCACGUUCCUAGCACAGGUUCAUUUCCAAACUGUACAUAUUAUAUAUAUAUAUAUAUAUAUAUAUAUAUAUAUAGAGAGAGAGAGAGAGAGAUAGAGAGAGAGAGAGAGAGAGAGAUCACAACACUUUUUAAUAAAUAUAUAUAUGUGUAGAGAUUAGGCCAUUUUGGUUGUAUAUUGCUAAUAAAAAAAAUGUAAAAAAACUAUUCUAAAUGACUGUACAUGGUCAGUAUGGUGGCAGACUGGGUCACGCAGGUUUUGCAGUUAUUCAGGGACUUUGAUUGGACAGUGUAAGUUACACAUUCGGUUAGAGAUGUCUGAUUGGUCCAUAUAAGUUACAGAGUCUUUCACGGAUCUUUGAUUGGACUGUAAAAGUUAUAUUUUCAGUUAGGGAACACUGUUUUGGCUGUGGAAGUUACAGAAUUCUUCAGGGAACACUGAUUGGGCCGGAUUGGAUGUUAGUCAUACAGUAAAUCGGCAGCUCUGAUUGGACCUUGGAAAUUAUGCAAUAAACUCUGACAGAUGUACAGUGUAUGGUCAUUGUUAUUUGAAUCAUUUCCACGCUGAUGUGUUUUGCCACUGUAACUUAUACAACCACUCACCACUGUUAGUUAUAUUAACUCUCUGUGACAUUGUUUUAUUUCCUCUUUUGUACUGCUGAAUAUUUACAGAUUGUACAGAUUACAUCUGCCUCGCAAAAGACUGACCACGUUUUGCUGCUGUUUUUAACGCGCCCUUGUCGCCUUUUCCUUUUUCACAAAUGUGCGUAAAGCAGAAGUCAACGUGAAUGUGAAGAAAAUCUUCCUAACAGAAGAGGAACUAGCUACUGGUAGCUGUCAUUUUUGCUUCACAUGAACUUCACAUGACAUAUUCGAAUGCCCCAGAUUUUUCGACCAAAGGGAAGUGUUAGCUAACUCGCUAAACUUAGCUGUUCAGCUGACUUUAGAGGAGUUUUAGUGGUUCCUAGCAAACAUAAAUAGCUAACUAGCUGAUUAGCUGUUAAAUAGUUAACGUGCACCAGUCAAACUCGGUUUCUAAUUUAAAUAAUAAACAAUGUCAGCUAGUGUUUAUUACCUAGCAUCACUCGUUUACUUAUAGUAGGGAACAAUGCUAAAGCUAUGUAGCAGAAGAGGAGAUUAUUAUUUUUUGUUUGUUUUGCAUCCUUUCAAAUUUGUUCGGCUGAUAGUUUAAAAGAAAUACAGUUUGUCUGUUCAAACAAGGGUGUGUUAAAACCAGUUGUUGAUUGAUUGAUGUUUACAAGGACUACAUGAUACAGGAAUGUACAUGUGUGUGUGUGUGUGUGUGUGUGUGUGUGUGUGUGUGAAGAUCCUGAGCAUGGAGUGACACUGACCAGCCACUGUUGCUUCAUUUCUUUAUUCUUUGACUGAGAUAUGUAGGAAAGAAACAUGUUCCAUGAGUAAAUAAUUAUCAGUACUUAGUUGCAUGCAGUGUUUUUGCUUAAAUAAACUGAUUAUAUGGGAAGGCUGGCGCUGAGGACGUGCUUUGAGUAUUGUGCCAGAAGGAUGGAUUUUAAAAUCUGUACAUCGAGGCCCUGAUUUACUAAGAUCCCAGAUAACAAGAGGUAAUUUACGUGUGUAAUGGGAGAAAUUGUUUGCACACAAUAGUGGACGUGUUGUGGGUGAGUGAUAAAGAAUCACGACAUCAUGUGAAAAGUAGAGGGAGAAACAGGAUAUAAAUUAGAGUUUUGUUGUCAACGUGUGUGGUGAGUUUACACCUUUAACACCAUGUUCACGUUAGCAAGUGACAAAGCCAACACUGAUUUUCUAUGUACGUACACGAAUUCAGCGACAUUUGAAUCUAGAUUUUUUAAUUUUAUGCAAAUUUGGUAUGAAACGAUAAAGCGACAAAUCCAGACAAUUGGCUCGAUUGGUUCUUUGGACCAAACCUAAGGCGCGUGUGGUCCAACGUUUUUCAGUUCCGCACUUUAGUUUUUAGCUCCAAUUAGUUCCCAUUUCCUGUUUGAUGCACAAAACUGUAAGCGUGGUUUCAUUUUAUCUUGUCACAAUGACCUCUCAUUAAAUGUGUAUAUAGCGACAUUAUGAAAAAAAAUAAAGCUUGGAAAGGAAGGAGAUCGUCGAUGCUUUUUGUGAGUGUACAUAGCUAGUACAUUUGUCUUUCUUCAUUAAUGCAACAUGAGUAGCUUGUACGAUGUUGAGCAAGUAACAUGUUGAUGAAGCUUAAAUACGUUUUCAACAAAAUGGUGUGCAUAUAGUGGGCUGUAGGCUAUACAUUUUGGCUACUACUAUUUCUCAUUGGAACUGAAAAAAAAAACUGAACAGGCCACGCCCACAAGAGACGAGCUACAAUCGACACAUGCGAUUGUAA
Molecule: messenger RNA, 9643 nt
Organism: Pangasianodon hypophthalmus (striped catfish)
Lineage: Eukaryota; Metazoa; Chordata; Actinopteri; Siluriformes; Pangasiidae
Gene: xkr5a
Product: XK related 5a
Exons: 7
Coding region: 27-1754 (575 amino acids)
Biological process (GO): phosphatidylserine exposure on apoptotic cell surface; engulfment of apoptotic cell; apoptotic process involved in development
Cellular component (GO): plasma membrane
Source: RefSeq, a predicted model, not a curated record